This is a messenger RNA of Harpia harpyja (harpy eagle), 4181 nucleotides long. It is a transcript of the gene RNF6, whose product is annotated as ring finger protein 6. Bases 1015 to 3051 code for a protein of 678 amino acids. The record is from RefSeq and is a predicted model, not a curated record. NCBI's taxonomy places the organism in Eukaryota, Metazoa, Chordata, Aves, Accipitriformes, Accipitridae. The transcript is spliced from 4 exons. Gene Ontology annotation, biological process: positive regulation of DNA-templated transcription; protein ubiquitination; ubiquitin-dependent protein catabolic process. Gene Ontology annotation, cellular component: cytoplasm; nucleoplasm. Gene Ontology annotation, molecular function: ubiquitin protein ligase activity.
GGCGGUUGGUCCUGCCGCCGAGGAGGGAAGGGGAAGCGCGGAGCGGGGCCGCGCCGGGCCGGUCGGCGCCGCGGACAGCAGGGCAGGGACGGGCUCUCGGGUCUCCCCGGCUGCGCUCUCGGCAGACUCCCCCGGGGCUAGGCGGCGGCAUGGACGCCUCCCCGGUUUGUCGCAGCGGGUGACGCCGCUCCCCGGCGGGCAGGGGAGGCGGGGGUGCGGGCGGCGCUGGAGGGAGUCGACCCGACCGGUGGCGGUUAGUGGCGGGGCCCGACCGGGGAGUCUGGGGAGGAGAGAAGCGGGAGGACACGGGCUGCCCUGCCCUGUUGUGAUUGGUCGGCGGCCGCGAGCUGGCCAGGUGAUUGGGCGGGAGCCGUGUCAGUCACUCCCCUCAUCCUCCCCUCCCCCAGGCGUCUGGCAACAGGCGCUGUCUGAGGCGGCGGGGGCGGCCGGGCCGGGGGGCUCGGGGCUCCCGGGGCUCCCUGCUCCCGCCGCGGUCCCCCGCGGCUCCCCUGCUCCCCCGGGCGCCGGGCCCGGCCCGUGGCCUCCCUUGGGGGUGGGCCGGAGGGCGUGGGCCCGGCGCGGGGCUGGGAUCUGCAGGCCCUGAUACUGGCCGGAGGGGCGGGCGGCCUCAGGCCCCGGGCUUGGAUCGUUUUGGGGUGUCCUGCGGCCUGUUUCUGAAUUAGCUUCGGAUUCUUCCUUUGUCUGCCUUGCCUUCCCCCUCCCCUUCUUCCCUAGGCUCUGUGGGGUUUUCUUUCUGGGUUUGUUUUUUUCUUUUUUCCUUUUUUUUUUUUUUUUUCCAAUUCGGUGAGAUCAUCUCUCCUGGAGGCUGCAAUGUGACACAAAUGCUAAAUAGCCAUGUCGCUCGGGGAGGCUUCCUCAUCUAAACUCCGUAGUCGUCUCACUUGCAGUCAGGUGGUAGUCUUUCCGAAGAUGAGUACCUAAUUGAAUUGGGGGCAGUGAUUCAUGGAAAGAGGCCAAAACCUAAAAGCAUAAGGACAGCCUGGCGUUAUCAUUAUGGAUCGCUCUCGGCACCGUGCAGGAAAUGGCAGUGAGCAGGCACCUUCACGAGAGCAUAGUCAUGGAGAAGAUGAGAGACAACGACAGCUGGAGCGCCUCGGUAGGGAAGAGGCGUAUUACCAAUUCAUUAAUGAACUCAAUGAAGAAGACUAUAGGUUAAUGAGAGACCGCAACCUGCUUGGCACUCCGGGGGAAAUAACAGCAGAAGAGUUGCAGCAACGCUUGGAGGGGGCUAAGGAGCGCCUGGCAUCACAGACUGAUCUGGAUAACAGAGAAGGUGAAAGUAGAACUGUUGGAGAUUCUGAUGUUCUUGGAGAAAACUCAAAUGGUGACUCUUUGCUUGAAUGGCUGAACACAUUUCGUCGCACGGGAAACGCCACUCGCAGUGGACAGAGUGGGAACCAAACCUGGAGAGCUGUGAGUCGAACAAAUCCAAACAGUGGGGAGUUCCGAUUUAGUCUGGAAAUCAACAUAAAUCAUGAGCAUAACAGUUUUGAAACUGCUAGUGAGGAGUAUGUGGGUAUAGAUAGUAGCAGAAUGUAUUUAGAAAGAAGACAUCAAAGAGCUGUCAGUCCAGUAACCCCACGAACGAGGAGCAGGACUGCAAGAGAGGCAAACAGUGAGGCUUCCAGCACUGCAAGGACCAGGUCUGUAAGAAGUUCCGUGGCACAAAGCUCUGAAGCAGCCUCUCGUCCAGUCUCAGGGAGGCUCAGGAGUAGAACGAGGGAGUUGACAGGUGUUUCCCGAACAAAUACUACACGUAAUAAUUCUGCAGCUACUGGUGAACAAAGGGAAACACCAGAAAGAGGUACUUCUACAGGAGUCACAAGAGGUAGAGGUAGAACUAAUGUUCGGAGGAGUACAAACCAAAGACUAGAAAUUCUGCGGCUGAGGUCUACUUUAAGUAGUCGAAGCCGCUCUCCGCUGCAAAGGCAAGGUGAUACUGCUCAUUCUGAGGAACAUGGGCAGAGGCAGGAGAGAAAUGCACAGCAAGGCAACAGAAGUAGAAGACAAACAGCUCAGCUUUCUCCACAGCCUGCCGAAGAACAAGCAAGAGGUAACACUCAGAAUCCUCAACUUUCUGGUGUAGCCCCAUCCUUGGGAAUAACUUUGGAAGAGGAGGAAUCUAGUAGGCCAGUAGCUGCUGUUAGAAGGCAUCCAACAAUUACAUUAGAUCUCCAAGUGAGAAGAAUUCGUCCUGGAGAAAAUAGAGAUCGUGACAGUAUUGCCAGUAGAACUCGUUCUAGAGUAGGAAUGGCAGAAAACACUGUUACCUUUGAAAGUGACAGCGGGGGAUUUCGGCGUACGAUAUCACGAUCAGAACGUGCAGGUAUUCGAACCUACGUUAGCACUAUACGGAUACCUCUUCGUCGGAUUUCAGAAACUGGGCUUGGUGAACCUUCAUCAGUAGCUCUUCGAUCAAUCCUUAGACAAAUUAUGACAGGCUUUGGAGAACUGAGUUCUUUAAUGGAAACUGAAUCUAACUCAGAAGUGCAAAGACGUGGUCAUCACUUACCAGAUGUGCAGUCAGAGCAGAAUAACUCACGUUCAGCAAACAAUAGCAGUGAUCCAAGUGAAGUUUCAUCUAGAAAUGGGCAUGCAGUAGAAGGCAGCAGGGAAACAAAUGGACAGAGUGAUGAUAUUCAACGCCAUCGUCGCAAUAAUGAAAACCAAGAUAACAGGCAGUCUCAGGAUGCUAAUAACCUAGUAGAAAAUGGAACGCUGCCCAUACUUCGACUUGCCCACUUCUUCUUGCUGAAUGAAGACGAUGAUGACGAUCGUUUAAGAGGUUUAACCAAAGAGCAGAUCGACAAUCUUUCUACCCGGAACUAUGGGGAUAUUCACACUGAAAAUGAAAUAAGCAAAACGUGUAGUGUUUGCAUUAAUGAAUAUGUAACAGGGAAUAAGCUAAGGCAGUUACCUUGUAUGCAUGAGUUUCAUAUUCAUUGUAUUGAUCGCUGGCUUUCUGAAAACUCCACUUGCCCAAUUUGUCGGCAGCCUGUGCUGGGGUCUAAUGCCACAGACAAUGGCUAGAAUUAUUUAUACUGCUCAGUACUCAAGGAUUUGCUUCUGCUCUAUUUAUGAUGAGCCAGAUGGAAUGAAUUGACUUACAUAGGGGUCCAUUUGUUUGGGGAGUUUUGUUAAAUUUCUUUAAAAAUACUAGGAAACUUGUCUAAAUCUAGCAAUGUAAAUACUAUUUUUCUCCGAGUGCAGAUCUAGGAGUACGCAUAGAACCAAAUGAUAUCGGUAAAGUUUAUAUUUUUUUAGGUAAUUUUGUUAUGCUAAGCACUUUUGUAAAUACAGAAAUGCAAUAGUUAAUCGGUCCUGCUUAAUGUAUGUUUUUUUAACAGUGUAAUGGACUCACUUUAUUUAGAUUACGAAUUGUUUCACACAGACCCACCACUGUGUUGAAAAAUUAGUGUCUAAAUAGCCAUUCAUUAGCUUUUUGUUCUAAGAACAAUUUCUUUUACAGAGAGUUUCUUGCUGGACAUGUUUGCUAAAGAUAUUUAAGUUACUUGAAGUGCUCAUUUUAAUAGACUAUAUUUUUUUUAACAUUGAAAUAUCCUUUCCAAAAACUUGCCAAUUUGGUUCUAUUUAAAAGAUUUUAUGGCAAUUUUUGCAUGUGGUUUUACACAAUGCUUAAUGCUGAUGAGUUCAUAUUCAAAAGUGGAUGGGUUAGUGACAUUACAAAAUGUACAUAAUUAAAUGCUGUCUUUGACAAUCUCUGUCUUUUCAAUGCAGACAGCAAUCAAAUCGGUAAUAAUUCUGAGAGGCUGUGUCUUACUGAACAUGACAUUUGCUCAAAGAACAAAUGAGCACUGAGGAAGCCUUUUUACUGUUCCAAAUUACUCAGUUGAUAUUCAUGGGUUUUAACUGCCUUAGUUUAAAGAGGGAAAUAUUUCCUUGACCAUUAUAUUGUCUACAAUAUGCAUGAGUUGUGCAUCCUACUCAGAAAAACAAAACAAAGGCUUGAAGUGUUUUUGUACAGAAAUUUAAGGUACACAUAUAAUAUUAGUCCACUUAAAACAUGUCUGAGGACCAAAUGGCAAAAGACACUAAAAAGGACAAAAUAAGCUUCCCUUAAAGUCCCCAGAUUACUGUACAAUUAGAUAUUAAACUUUAUACCAAUAACUUAUAAAGAAAUAAAGUUGCAAAGUAAGUAA